GUCUGUGCUCAGUCUGAUGGAGAAAACCUAAAAGACGAGAGAGAUCUAGCUGUGCUCAGCAUACCAAAGAGAGCCGCAAAGCAGAAAUCGAAUCUUGGAAGUGUUCACGAGGAUGCCCACCUACACUGUGACCAUUGCCACGGGGAGCCAGUGGUUUGCGGGGACCGAUGAUUACAUCUACAUCACCCUGGUUGGAACUGAGAGAUGCAGUGAGAGGACUCUGCUGGAUAAACCCCUCUACAAUGACUUUGAAAGGGGGGCAGUUGACUCCUAUGAUGUGAAGGUUGGAGAAAACCUUGGUGACAUUGAACUGGUCAAAAUUGAGAAGAAAAAAUAUUGGUUCCAAGAUGAUUGGUAUUGCCGAUACAUCACCGUGAAGACCCCAACAGGAGAUUAUAUCGAGUUCCCCUGCUUUCGAUGGCUAGUGGAUGACAAGGAAGUGUCACUCAGAGAUGGAAAGGCUCGUUUGCCACAGGAUGAGACGACCAGGACAGCAAAGCAACACCGACGCAAAGAGUUGGAAACCAGGCAAAAGCUUUUCAGAUGGAAAGAGUGGCACCCUGGGUUUCCGAUGAGCAUUGACGCCAAAGCUCACAGAGAUCUCCCCCGUGACAUCCAGUUUGACAGUGAGAAGGGUGUGGACUUCGUUUUGAACUACAGUAAAGCAAUCGAGAAUCUGUAUGUGAACCAGUUCAUGCAUAUGUUCCAGACCUCUUGGAAGGACCUUGCUGACUUUGAGCAGAUAUUUAUGAGGAUCAAGAACACCAUUUCAGAAUAUGUUAUGGAACACUGGAAAGAAGACUUCAUGUUUGGAUACCAGUUCCUUAAUGGAUGCAACCCUGUUGUCCUCGAGAAAUGCCACAAGAUACCAGACAAGUUCCCAGUUACUAAUGAAAUGGUGCAGGACUGCCUGGAACGGGACAUGACUCUUGAGGAGGAGGUUGAGGCCGGAAACAUUUAUAUUGCAGACUACGAGGUAAUGGAUGGAGUGACCCCAAACGGUACAGAUCCAUGUACUCUGCAGUAUUUGGCUGCUCCAAUCUGUUUAUUGUACAGGAGUAUACGGAACAGAAUAAUGCCAUUGGCCAUUCAGCUGCACCAGGUCCCUGGUGAGGACAAUCCCAUAUUUCUCCCAAGUGAUGAUGAAUAUGACUGGUUGCUGGCAAAGAUAUGGGUGCGCUCCUCUGAUUUCCAUGUCCACCAAACAGUCACUCACCUUUUGCGCACUCACCUGAUCUCUGAGGUCUUUGGAAUUGCCAUGUUUCGUCAACUCCCAGCUGUCCACCCAGUUUACAAGUUGCUUAUUCCACACAUCCGGUUCACAAUAGCCAUCAACACCAAGGCACGGGAGCAGCUGAUCUGUGAAUGUGGCCUCUUUGAUAAGGCCAAUGGAACAGGAGGAGGGGGCCAUGUUGAACUGGUCCAGAGAGCCAUGAAGAACUUCAAAUACAAAACCCUCCUGUUCCCAGAGGGCAUCAAGGCCCGGGGAGUGGAAAGCCAGGAGGAGCUCCCCUUCUACUUCUACAGGGAUGACGGCAUGAAGGUCUGGGAGAUGGUCAAAAGUUUUGUGGCAGAUAUAGUGGCCAUAUACUAUGACAGUGAUGAGACUCUGGAGAAGGAUGAAGAAAUUCAAGCAUUUGUGAAAGACGUCUGCAGCUUUGGAAUGCAAGAUUUUGACUACUGUGAGUUUCCAAAGGCCUUGAAGACCAGGGAGGAACUGACAGAAUACCUUACUAUUGUGAUCUUCUCCGCUUCUGCACAACAUGCUGCAGUGAACUUUGGGCAGUAUGACUGGUGCUCCUGGAUUCCAAAUGCGCCGUCGACCAUGCGCAAACCCACCCCUACAAAGAAGGGCCAGGCCAACGUGCAAUAUGUCAUGGAGAGCCUACCUGACCGCGGCCGCUCCUGCUGGCAUCUGGGGGCCGUGUGGGCCUUGAGCCAGUUCCAGGAUGAUGAGUUGUUUUUAGGCAUGUACCCUGAUGAGCACUUCAUUGAAAAGCCAGUGAAGACUGCUAUGGAGAACUUCCGCAAGAAACUCGCAGAAUUUUCCCGAGUUGUGAAGGCCAGAAAUGAGGGGAAGAAGCUGCCAUACUACUAUCUAUCUCCAGACAGGAUUCCAAACAGUGUAGCAGUUUAAAAUGGGAACAUGAUCUGCCCACUUUCACCUCUGGAAUCUGUUGUAAUUUAGCUUCCUAUAGCAGCACUGUGUGAAUCAUUUAUCCUUAGCAAUGGCAAUUUUUUUUUAUUAUUAUUAUUAUUAUUUAAAAUGUAUGUAUUAUGUAUUAACAUGACAUAUAUCUUUAAACAUACAAUACUGAUAAUGUAGUCUGAAGAGCACUUGUAGGCCUAGGCUACUUGAUAAUGUAGUCUGAAUUCUGCCACAAUAAAUGUCUCUUUUCUGCCACAAUAAAUGUCUUCUUUUCACUUUC
Messenger RNA from Alosa sapidissima (American shad), 2429 nucleotides. RefSeq names its product arachidonate 5-lipoxygenase a (gene alox5a). Gene Ontology annotation, molecular function: arachidonate 5-lipoxygenase activity; iron ion binding; protein binding. The coding region runs from base 113 to 2137 and encodes 674 amino acids. Gene Ontology annotation, cellular component: nuclear envelope. NCBI's taxonomy places the organism in Eukaryota, Metazoa, Chordata, Actinopteri, Clupeiformes, Clupeidae. Gene Ontology annotation, biological process: linoleic acid metabolic process; lipid oxidation. The record is from RefSeq and is a predicted model, not a curated record. The transcript has 14 exons.